AUGGAUUAUCUGACUUUCCUUUUGGCUAUUUUUCACGCAUACAAAGCUCUGUGUGGAGAGACGUUUUGGGAUACCACCGUCCAACUUGCUGAGAAUAUGACGCUAGAAUGUGUGUACCCGUUCCAGGACACCUUAACGCAAAUGGAGUGGUUCAAGAUCAACGCCACGCAGAAGGAGUCUGUAGCCAUUUUCCACCCCUCCUUCGGGAUCCACGUUAGAGAGGCCUAUCACGGGAGGGUUCACUUCCUAAACUCAAACGUGACUCCCAGCGACAUGACUCUGUCCUUCCUUAAUGCGACCGAAGCUGACAUGGGCUUAUAUUCCUGCCUCCUUCACACUUUUCCACGUGGAAGCUGGGAAAAGGUGGUUCAGGUGGUGUCACCAGGUAGUUUUGAGACAGCUGUGUCGUCAGAUAAGCACGUGCUCUCCAAACCUGGAGGAAAUAUCACACUCACCUGUCCACUGCACAUGAAGUGGCCACUUCAAGAAGUGAGGUGGGAGAAGAUCCAGCCCCAUCAGAUCGACCUUUUAACUAACUGCAACUUGUCCCAGGGGAGAAGUUAUGCUCUGAAGUACAGAAGGCAGGUGGAGAGCAACUGCAGUGAGGAGGCGAGUAGCUCCAUCGUUCUGCCCCUCGUUACCGCCUCCGACUCUGGGCUCUACCGCUGCCUCAUCAAGGCCAGCACGGGAGAAAACGACACCUAUGUGCUAAGACUGACCGUUACGCAUGGUAAAAUGGAUUACCAAUAUAUCCUCUUCAUAGUUGGAGGGGCAGUUAUCUUGUCGCUGUUUGUUAUCCUAAUUACCGCGGCCAUUGUCAUUUCCUGUCACAGGAGGCGGAAACGGAAGCAAGUUCUAUUUGAAGAGACCUGGGAUACCCAGAAUAAGGCUAUGAACAACUCCAGAAACCCCAUCUCUGUCAAGGAACCACCAGACGGUACAACAGAGGAUAUUUAUGUCAACUACCCAACUUUCUCUCGUAGACCGAAGACUAGAAUCCAAACUUUCCCCUUGGUCUGA
Condylura cristata (star-nosed mole) is the source of this 1020-nucleotide messenger RNA. RefSeq names its product CD226 molecule (gene CD226). Gene Ontology annotation, cellular component: external side of plasma membrane. The record is from RefSeq and is a predicted model, not a curated record. Lineage: Eukaryota; Metazoa; Chordata; Mammalia; Eulipotyphla; Talpidae. Gene Ontology annotation, biological process: positive regulation of immunoglobulin mediated immune response; positive regulation of natural killer cell cytokine production; positive regulation of Fc receptor mediated stimulatory signaling pathway. The coding region runs from base 1 to 1020 and encodes 339 amino acids. The transcript has 6 exons.